This is a messenger RNA of Phymastichus coffea, 942 nucleotides long. RefSeq lists its product as uncharacterized. The record is from RefSeq and is a predicted model, not a curated record. Gene Ontology annotation, biological process: double-strand break repair via homologous recombination; positive regulation of DNA-templated transcription. Bases 146 to 802 code for a protein of 218 amino acids. The transcript is spliced from 4 exons. NCBI's taxonomy places the organism in Eukaryota, Metazoa, Arthropoda, Insecta, Hymenoptera, Eulophidae. Gene Ontology annotation, cellular component: Swi5-Sfr1 complex.
UUUACAUGUGCUUAAUUAAGAAUUCCAUUCCAUAGUCGUUGCAACUUCAAAUAGAUUGUCGCCAAGUUGACUAAAUUCUGUUGAUGCUUCGCAGUGAUGAAGAAUGUUUGGAUGUAUCUUUUCAUCUCCAUAAUAUGCACCUGCUAUGGCACCUGUCAUACUACCAAUGAAUAGUAAAAAUGUGAGUAAACCAUUCAAGUCACCGUUCGACCCUUCUACUCAAAGCAAAGACCAAAGUAAGAGUUGUGAUAGAAAACGCAAAAUUAAUAAUGAAGUCGAUAAUUCACCACUUGUUACAAAAUGUAAUUUAGUUGCAAAGCGAGUACUUAUGUUAGAUGAAGAGGAGAAUGAUAAAAUAUUAAAUACUCCUGAGUUAAAUAAUGCAAAUCAAAAUUCUCUAAAACUGACUAGUGAUACAUUGAUCUUAAAAAAGAAGAAAUUUAACAAAGAAGAGAAAGACAAGAAAAAAUUGAAAGUCGUUGAUUCAAAUACUGUAGAUUUUAAUUCUGCAAAAAAACUAACUCAAUGUGAUCUAUUGAUGUUGAAAAAAAAGACAUUUGAAGUACGGCAAGAAAUAGAAUCAAUAAAAUCUAGAGAGAUGUGUACAAAAAAGCACAAUCCACAAGAAUUACGUGAUUCUAUAAAAAAAUGGAGAACAGCUUGCCAAAGUGCCUUAGAAAUACUUUGUUCAGAAACUUCAAAGCGAAAUGGACAAAGCAUGAAAAUUUCAGAUAUUCUCAGUAUGCUAAAUAUACCAGAAACAUUAGUUCAUUAUUCAGAAAAAGAUGAUUCCUUUAAUUAGGAGUAUAUGUGUUAAAUAAGUUCAUGUUUAAUGUAAGUUUUUUAUGUUGUAUUUAUUAAUAUAUUUUCAUAAUAUCUAUCAAUGUAACAAAAAUUUUUUUAAAUUUUGUUCUUAAUUCAAAUUCUGAAUUCAAUAUGCGU